Messenger RNA from Haemonchus placei, 381 nucleotides. Lineage: Eukaryota; Metazoa; Nematoda; Chromadorea; Rhabditida; Trichostrongylidae. The record is from the annotation of a GenBank genome assembly.
ACGAUUGCGUAGGCAAAUCCCUCAGAUGGGAGGCAUGCUCUUGAAGACGAACAUUCUGAGAUACUGAAAUGUGUGCAAUUCGAUUCUGCCCAAAAUGAAAUAGUUGAAAUCGGGUCGAAUGUAGAAGUGGUAGAGAGUGAUGGAAUUAGUACGGAUACAACAGAUAUGGGAAAUAACGAAGCUCGUCCGAAGCCACAGACAGUGAGAAGAACUCAAAAAACAAUUCGUAAAACCAAAAUCUCUAAGCGACCUCAUGCUUCACAAAUUAAAAACACACCUACGAAUAUUAAAAGUCCAAAUCCUUCGAAUCCGAGUACGAGCAAUCGAAGUCAUGACAGAAUGGCGACGAGCAAUCGAAGUCAUGACAGAGUCUCGACUUGA